AUAUAAUAGCUCUGUAGGUCCAUACAACACAAGCCAACAAAGUCCAAAGGUUCAAAGCUCUAACAAGCACAUAAAGGUAACAUAAGGUAAUCCUUAAGUGGUUUUAUUCAUAUCUUCUGAAGAAAUCUAUGGUGAGAACAGACCAAAAUGUAACUCCUUUUUCACUAUAAAUCUUGCAAUUGCAGUCUACAGGAAAGAUUGCCAAUGAGACUGUUGAUGUCAAAAUUUACAGUAAAAAAAAAAAAAAGGAUGCUAUCUUUAUGUGCUUUUUGAGCUUCGAGGUUUUGUACCGUGAUGACUUGCAUUGUAUAGAACUACAGAGCUGAGGUAUUCUUCUAAAAAUCUUCAUUCGUGUUCUGCAGAAGAAAGAAAGUCAGACACAUCUGGGGUGGCAUGAGGAACGUGAUCGUGAUCGUGGUCGAGUGAAAAAUAGAGUGAACAUCGGCAAGGCAUUUGAUUCCUAGAGGGACCUUUGUUCGGUUUUGGGGAUCAAAACCGACCCUGAAUUGGCGUUCUUCUUAUUGGACAGUGCCUUCAGUGACUUCCCCCGUGUAUAACUAUGAAGAGUCUAGAUCUCAACCAGAAUUUCAACGCCUCCUGCACCAAUCUCUAUGACCAUCGUUCAGUGGCCCGGGUUCUUAUCCCUCUGGUCUAUUCCAUCAUAUGUCCAGUGGGUCUUUUAGGCAAUGCCUUGGCUCUUCAUGUGACCCUCUCCAACCUUACCAAGCUCAACUCAACCACGCUCUAUUCUGCCAACCUAGCUGUCUCUGAUAUCCUUUUCUGCCUGUCUCUCCCUCUACGAGCCGUUUAUUAUGGCCUUGGCUUCCACUGGCCCCUGGGGGAAGGGCUAUGUAAAGCCAUAGCACUGCUCUUCUAUUUGAACUGCUACGCUGGGGUUAACUUUAUGACAUGUCUGGCAGUUGAUCGUUUUGUGGCACUGGUGUUACCCAGGAUGGAGAAAAUGAGAAAGGUGAAGAAUGUGCAGUUUGUGUGCCUGGCCAUAUGGCUGCUGGUGUUGGCCCAGACGCUGCCUCUCCUGGGCAGCCAAAUGACCAAAAAGGAACCUGACAAUACCAUCACCUGCAUGGAAUACCCCAAUUUUGAGAGUGCAAUUGAAGGACUACCCUACAUGCUGAUUGGGGCAGUAGUUUUAGGCUUUGGUGUCCCGGUGGGAACAAUCAUUGCUUGCUAUUCUAUAUUGACCUAUAAGCUACAUCUAAUGGCAAAGUCUAACCAGCUGACAAAGCGUUCUGGGAGGGCCAAAAAAGCAAGAGGAGUGAUUGCAGGAGUGGUUUUUGUGUUUUUGGUGUGUUUCAGCCCGUAUCAUCUAGACCUACUGCAAUACAUGAUUCGGAAACUUCUCUAUAAACCAGACUGCACUGAGCUUCAGUCCUUCCAGAUAUCCCUGCAUAUUACAGUAUGUCUUAUGAACCUAAAUUCAUGCCUGGAUCCAUUUGUUUACUUCUUUGCUUGUAAAGGUUACAAGCAGAAAGUGAUGAGGAUGAUGAAGUGGCAGGUUGGCACCCACUUCUCCAGUGUUGGAAGGACUUCGCCUGAAAGUUCAGGCACUGGAGAUCAACAUGUCACCCGCCGCAACAACAGGAUAACAAUGAACACUAUUAGAGAAGGUCAGUGAAACUGUUCCGGACAUUAAGCUGCAUGUGACAAUCUCAUAAGGUGAUGAAAAGCAAUCAUCAACUCACAUAUUGGGCUAAAAAGGGCUUUGCCAACGCUUGUGUUCAUUAACAGAGACUUAAAGGUGCACUCAGAAAGUUCUCAGUUACAGAUACCAUUGUAAAAAUGCUGACACAAACCCACUUCUCCAUUCCUUCAUGAAUGCACAUUUCAUGCAACAGGUGGACAAUGUACUACAGCUGGCAUCAAAGUGGAGUUGAACAAGUACUGUACAUGCUGCAAAAAACUUAAACAAUGAUGUAAAUAUCUGCCAAUAAUUAAUUCAUAUGUGUAAGUGUAAAGUUAGAACAGCUAAGGGUAUGUAUGUACAAUAAAUAAUCCUUUCUGUCCUUAGAUCUCGCCUCUCUACUAUGGGUGGCAGGUCAUUCAGCGUAGUAACACUCCCUCUGACUCUUUGCAGCAUCUCUUCUAUCUCUGAGUUUAAAUCUCAACUUAAAACUUUUGUUUUCUCAGUGUUAUUUGUCUUAAUGUGUUAUGUAUUCACUCUCAAUGACUGUACUAUCUGAACUGUGUUUUUGUGGCUGUUCAUUGUUUAUGUAUUAUUGUGUUACUAUUGUAAAGUACUACUGUAUUAUUAUAAGCUUUCCUAAAAGCCAAAUACAGCAUUUGCACAAUCAAAGCAGUUUCGAUUGUGAAAAAGGGAGUGUGUGGAUGAAACAACAGAGAUGUCAAAAGUCAUGCCGGGAGACGAUGACAUUUAAAGGCUGAUAGACAUGGUAAUUUUCAUCAAAAUCUAACUCAAUCUUCUUUCAAGAUGCGUGAUAUAUUUUUAGUGCUAUUAGUACAAGAUUAUCAAGCCAGAGGUCAUAUCAAACCUUCUCAUCAAGAGAACAAACAGUUCUAUACCAGCUCCUUGUAAGGAGUAGCCUGAGAGCUAUUGCAAAGGAAGUAGCUUGAUAUAAGAGUGUACUGAAUUUUAAGAGUUGUUACUGCAAUACUCAGAAGACCUUGCUAUUUCAAGAUACACAUAUUGCUUUCAUAGAUGAGAAGUUGAGUUGUCAGUGGAGAAACCUUACACAACCAUGAAAUGAGGAAAGAAGGUUCAUCUAAAAAGACAAUCUGAUAAUAAAUGCAUAAAACAAUUCUGGUCCUCGAAUCUGAUUGGCCAAGCACUCUUCUAUUUUGUAUAACAGCAUGUUUUCAGGGACAAAGGCCAUUUCAAUAGCCCCUUUCACACAUUCAGCCUUUUCCAGAGGUAAUUUUCAGGUCAGAGGUCAUGUGUGAACACACCCCUUUUGAAAAUACUGGUAAAAUGUGCUCUGGCAAUGUCCCUUAAUGAGAAGUAGUACCAUUAUCUAUAAAUAUCCAUAUUGAUGGUAUGUUUGAACAGAGCUAUAAGAUUACCGGUUUCAGUUCCUACGAGGUCAGGUCAUGCUGACGCAAUAAAAUUCUGACGGAGAUGACAAAUUUACUCUGACACAGUUUGGUCAGAUAGUGAAACUAGAGUGCUUCUCUUCAUCCGAGCGAAUGAAGACAUUUUCCGACAGCUUAAAGGAACAGUAAGUGAUUCCGUUACGUAUGAUAAAAUCAACAGCCUACUUUGGGAACACGCAGACCACUAAGUAGCAAUAUACAUAGUGAUUACUGUGCUUUUCAUCCGCAGAUGGUGUCUCCGACUUCGGAUGCUAGUGACAGCAUUUUAUUCUCUGUAGUUCAUCAGACUUAUUUGAAGUCAUCGCAUAUGAUGUCCUUAUGUCUCGUGCUACUGCAUAAAACAUUUUUUUUUCCCCCCAAUUUGGAAUGCCCAAUUCCCAAUGCACUCUAGGUCCUCAUGGUGGUGUAGUGACUUGCCUCAAUCCGGGUGGCGGAGGACAAAUCUCAGUUGCCUCCGCGUCCGAGACCAUCAACCUGUGCAUCUUAUCACGUGGCUUGUUGAGUGCGUUACCACGGAGACAUACGCGUGAGGAGGCACCGCGGCAUCCAUGCACCCCUCCGAGAGCGAACCACAUUAUAGUGACCACGAGGAGGUUACCUCAUGUGACUAACCUCCCUAGCAACCGGGCCAAUUUGGUUGCUUAGAAGACCUGGCUGGAGUCACUCAGCAUGCCCUGGGAUUCGAACUCGCUAAUUAGCGAACUCCAGGGGUGAUAGUCAGCGUAUUUACUCACUGAGCUACCCAGGCCCCUGCUACUGCAUAACAUUAAACAUUUGCCAAAAAACUUAAAACAUCACCAACAUUACCAACCACAUAUGUUCAGAAUUCAGAUACAAAAUAAUACCCCACCAUCUUUUCAAACAAAAAGGCUGCAAAAGGCGCAGCCGUGUAGAUGUCUUUUCCGGAAAACAACGUCACAGAGUUUAACGGCAUUUGGUGCUGAUGUGUGAAUGGUACUAGCAAAAUAGAAAAAACACGGAAAGUUGUUGCAUGUGUGAAUAGUACAUGUGGUACAUUUACAAAUAAAGGCAACGGUUUUCCUGUAAUUUAACUUGUUGCAUGUGUGAAAGGGGCUAAUAUUUCAGAUUGGCUUUCAGUCUGUGUGUUGCUUGAGACAUGCAAACCUUGUUACUUUGGCUUCUUUUGGAACUAUUUUCAUUGCCGGAUAAGAAUUAGACAAACUAACUUGCCAAUUUUCGUCUGAUAGGUUCCUCAAUAUUAUUUACAUGUAUAAAAGCAAUACCACACUCACAAUCAUGCUGUUGUUCUGAACAUCAGCACUCUUGCUCGUGUGAUAUUGCUUAAUUGUAAUAUCAAAAAAUAUUCCUUUAGAAAAAUGCUAAAUAGAAGCAUUUUCACAAGUGAACUCAAGACUUUUGAACUGAUUACAUUCUGUGCUUGCAGCAUGAAUGCACAUGGCAAUUAGGGGUGGAUAAAAAUAUUGAUUUCCCAGUGCAUCACGAUCUUCAUUUGAACAAUCUCGAUAUGAUUCUUAAAUCCCAAGAUUGAUCUUUUACUCUACGCGCAACCCUCCACUACAAUGAGAGGAAAUCACUUGCAUUUGCAACCAAAUUCCGCGCUAUGCGACAAAAAAUGUAUAUAUUUGGCAACUGGCUGGUAAAUGUUUAUAUUUCACUCACCAGUGAAUUAAUUGUGUAGUAUAGUGGUGAAGUAUUCAGCUAUGAGAUCCUUUCACUUUGUGUUGAGAUUAAAAGUUGUUUCGUGUAAUGUGUCUAAAGACGAAAUCCACAUGACCCAUUUGUCAAUUAAUCUCUUUUAAUACCCUUUUUUUUAAAAAAAAAAAGCUCAAAUAUGACCAAAAUGAUGAAAAACUAAAAAACAAUCAUUAGUAAAAUGUAUAUUUUCAUAUUGUAUCUAGUUAGAAGGUCCUCUGUAUAAUUAACAGCUUUAGCUGGAAUAUAAUUUAUUUCAUAUAGAAGCAAAAGGGACAAUAUCAUUGAAAUAUUUAUUUACUUAUAUUUUUGAUGCCAUAUCAGCAGCAAUGGCUAUAUUCAUGGCAAAGACAACAGUAUUCAAAUUAAAUAAUGUUUACAAUAGUUUGACAGAUACAAAAAUCCACAUAUAUAACAAUAAUAACAGUAGUAGUAAUAACAGUUAUAUAGAGUUUUUCAGUUUAGUAUGUGAUAGGAAUUCUAAAAAAUGUCCCGGAGAGACCUUUUUGAAAAUGUACAUCAAUAUAUUUUCUGAACAAAAACGUUGUCUAAUAUCAUUUAAAUAUGGACAUUCUAUCAAAAUAUGUUUUACACUCAAGAAAUUCUUACAUAGAUCACAAACCGGUUUCACUUCCCCUUUCAACAAGUAUGAAUGAGUGAGUCUUGAGUGACCAAUUCGACAUCUCGUAUAUACAACCUAGUCAUAUCUAUUUUCAAAGAGGAAAUAAUAAACUCCUUGAUUUAGUACUGGGUUCACAUCAUGUAGUUUGUUAUAUAUGCAUUCAUUCCAUUCCCCAUUUGUCAUUUGUUGUGAAUGUACAGAUUCAAUAUGGGUUUAACAUCAGAUACUGGUAUAUUACCUUCUGUCAUGUCCAACUGAAGUGCUUCCUUAGCAGCUUUAUCUGCCUGUUCAUUGCCAGCCAGUCCCACAUGGCCUGGUAUCCAACAAGACACAAUACUGAAAUCUUGUUUUUUUUUUUUUAAAGAGUCCACUUUUCCUAUUAUGCUAAUAAUUGUAGGGUGUUCUGUUUUCAGAGCUUCGAGUGCUUGCAGGCAAGAUUUAGAAUCUGUACAAAUUAGAAAGUGACGUUGUUGUUCCUUUUCUAUUUGUUCUAAAGCUAGUAAUAAUGCACAAGCUUCUGCUGUGAAUAUUGAAGUUUGUCCAGAAAUACACUUGCCAAAACGUUUUGGGCCAAUCACUACUGCUGCAGAUACAUGAUUGUCUGACUUUGAUCCGUCUGUGUACACUGGUACAUGAGAUGGUAAGCUGUAUUUUAUGUCCAGGAAUUUCUCCUGGUAGACGUUUGGAUGAUUUAUCUUUUUAGUAUACUGAGCCAGGUUCAUCAUGAUAGUUGUUUUUUUUAAUAUUCCAGGGCAGUAUAGGGCACAGAUGUGUCGAUGUUAGGAUAUCCAGAUUAAUGUCCAUGUUCUCCAAGUGUGUUUUUGUGCGAAUUCCAAAAGGACUGAUGUACCUGGGUCUGGCUUCAUACAGAUGUGAAUGUUGAGGAUGAAAGACUGAAGGAUAUGCUGGGUUACUUUCAUUAGCUUUUAGCUGAACUGCAUAGUUAAGGGCCAAUUUCAGCCUUCUGUUAUAUAGUGAUGGUUCUCUUGCUUCUGUAUACAAGCUUUGGAUUGGAGAGGUCCUAAAUGCUCUUAGUGCAAGUCUCAAUCCUGUAUGAUGUACUGUAUCCAACAUUUUAAUAUAUGACUUCCUGGCAGAUCCAUAAACUGCGCUCACAUUUUUGAUCGAACAAGUGUCCUAUAGAGUCUCAAGAAUACUUCACAAUCUGCACCCCAUUUGAUCCUUGCUAGCACUUUUAUAAUAUCCAUUGCUUUGAAGCAUCUAUUCCGCAGCAUUUUGAUAUGAGGGAUGAAGGAUAGUUUAUUAUCAAAAGUAAGUCCUAGGAAUUUUGUAUCUUUUAUGAAUUUUAUAGGUUCCCUUUCCAAAAAGACUUCUGGCUCGAGGUGCAUACAUCGCAAAAUACAAAAAUGCAUACAUACAGUUUUUGAUUUAGAAAAUUUAAAUCCAUUUUGUACUGACCAGUCAUACAUUUUAUUUAUACAUAUUUGUAUUUGUCUCUCAAUUACGUUCAUAUUUUUGCCUUUAUAACAAAUGCACACAUCAUCUACAUAUAGGCUACGGAAUAUAUUAGGCCCCAAAACACUUACAAUCCUGUUAAUUUUAAUGCUGAAAAGAGUUACUGAAAGUAUACUUCCUUGGGGCACUCCUGAUUCUUGUACAUGCAAUUCAGAUAGCACGUUUCUUACUCGAACACGAAAAACUCUAUUAGAUAAAAAAUUGGAAAUAUGAAUGGGUAUCCCCUGAAACCCAUAUUGUACAAAUCUUUUAGAAUGCCAUACCUCCAUGUAAUAUCAUAAGCUUUUUCUAAAUAAAAUACAGCUAUUACAUGUUCUUUUUUAAUAAAACCAUCUCGUACAAAAGACUCUAAUCUUAUAAGGUGAUCAAGAGUACUUUUUCCUCGUUGCUUCUUUCCAGUUAGCUGGUAUUUUUCCUGAUUUUCAAAUGCUAUUGAGUACGUUCAGUAGGAUCAAUAGUAUAUUUUGGGGUAGAUGUUUCAAGAACUGAUAGUGAAUUGUAUCAGGUCCAACUGCAGUGUCGUUGGAGUUUUUAAUAGCUUUCAGAAGUUCUUCCAUUGUAAAAGGCUGAUUACACAGUUCGGUGUUAUCCGAAGAGAAAUUAAGUUUUUCCUGUUCCUGUUUUAUUUGUAUUUUCUUAAAUCUGGGAAGGCUGUUUUCUAGUGAUGAAUUUCUCUCGAAUGUCUCCGCCAGUUUAUUAGCAAUAUUCUGUUUUGAUGUUAAUAAAGUAUCCUGAUUUUUUUAUGUUGUAUUUGUAGUCCUCCUUCCUUGUUGGUGUCUGUGACGUUAAACUUGAUACGUAUUUUUUCCAACUCUGCCUCUUUGUUUCAUUAAUAAUUCUUCGUGCUUGUGCUCUAAUCAUUUUCAAUCUGAUGAGGUUUUUGGUUGUUGGAUGUUUAUUAAAGGUUCCUUCUAACUUCUUCCUAUCAGCAAUAGCCUUUUUACAGUCUUCAUUGAACCAUGGGUUUCUCCGACGGCAUGACAUUGUUGAUGUUUUUGCCACAGUUUUUUCUGCUAUUUCAAUCAGUAUAUCGGUAAAUUUCUUUAUCGGAUCUUGACAAUAUAAUUGAAAUAUACCCAUAUGAAUCUACAUCGACUUGAAAUCUAAAGCUUGUGAAUCGUAAUCGAAUCAGGAAGUCUGCAUCAAUACGCAGCCCUAAUGGCAAUGCUAUGGAAAACAAGUGAGUAAAAGCCAAAUGGGCUGAAAAUGACAUAGAAAC
Messenger RNA from Myxocyprinus asiaticus (Chinese sucker), 8060 nucleotides. It is a transcript of the gene gpr183b, whose product is annotated as G protein-coupled receptor 183b. Gene Ontology annotation, biological process: G protein-coupled receptor signaling pathway. Gene Ontology annotation, cellular component: membrane. The record is from RefSeq and is a predicted model, not a curated record. Gene Ontology annotation, molecular function: oxysterol binding; G protein-coupled receptor activity. Bases 560 to 1636 code for a protein of 358 amino acids. The transcript has 3 exons. NCBI's taxonomy places the organism in Eukaryota, Metazoa, Chordata, Actinopteri, Cypriniformes, Catostomidae.